Molecule: messenger RNA, 1175 nt
Organism: Rubroshorea leprosula
Lineage: Eukaryota; Viridiplantae; Streptophyta; Magnoliopsida; Malvales; Dipterocarpaceae
Source: the annotation of a GenBank genome assembly
CCACAUCCAAUCCACUUUGUGUAAUCACUAACCAGCUUUAGUAGCUUACUCUGUUCCACAAAAUGAAAUCAUCUUCUUCUACAAUGAUCUCUCCCAUCUUCUUCCUCUUGCUCUGUUUUGCAUAUGCUUCUGCUUCAGGGGCUUAUCUGAGAGUUGGGUUCUAUCAAAAAACUUGCCCAGCAGCAGAAACAAUUGUCAGAGAAGCAGUAAAGAGAGCUGUUACGAGCAAUCCUGGCAUAGCUGCUGGUGUUAUAAGGAUGCAUUUUCAUGAUUGUUUUGUCAGGGGAUGUGAUGCUUCUGUGCUACUGAAAUCCACACCGGGAAACGUUGCAGAACGGGAUAGUUCUUUCAACAACCCAAGUUUACGAGGCUUCGAGGUAAUUGAUGAAGCUAAAGCACAGAUUGAGGCUGUCUGUCCUGGAAUCGUCUCUUGCGCCGAUGUUAUUGCCUUUGCUGCCAGGGACAGCGCCUAUAAAGCUGGAGGAAUAUACUACGCCGUUCCCGCUGGACGCCGCGAUGGACGAGUUUCAAUUAAGGACGAAGUGGCCCAGAAUCUACCGUCAUCCACCCUCCAUGCAUCGGAUCUUAUCAAGAAUUUUGCAAGAAAGGGAAUGUCUGUGGACGAGAUGGUAACACUUUCCGGGGCACACUCCAUUGGCGUUUCUCACUGCUCUUCCUUCUCUGAACGCCUCUCCUUCAACGCCACUGAUGCUCAGGACCCAUCUCUGGACCCCAGUUACGCUGCUUUCUUGAAAACCAAGUGCCCCAGCCUCGGUGCAAACGCCACGGUGGCGCUGGACGUUGCAACACCUACUCGGCUGGAUAACAAGUACUACGAAGAGCUUAAGUACAACCUUGGAUUGCUGACUUCUGAUCAGACACUGAUGAACAGCCAUUUAACCACAGGAAUGGUGGUGAACAAUGCGAGGCAUGGUGCUCUGUGGGCUAAGAAGUUUGCCAAGGCAAUGGUGCAUAUGGGUUCCCUCGAUGUGCUCACCGGUACCCAAGGUGAAGUCCGGAGGCAUUGCAGUGUCGUGAAUUAAGAAAAACUUGGAAUUUUGAUUGCUAUAUAAGUAUUUGAUUUCUUACAUUGAAAAAGUUUGGGUUCCAUUUCUUUAAGACAGAAAUGUAAUUGUAAAUCACCUUUUUACCAUUAAUAAGAUCAUAUAUGAUAC